Molecule: messenger RNA, 4417 nt
Organism: Canis lupus familiaris (dog)
Lineage: Eukaryota; Metazoa; Chordata; Mammalia; Carnivora; Canidae
Gene: CAPN5
Product: calpain 5
Exons: 13
Coding region: 187-2109 (640 amino acids)
Biological process (GO): proteolysis
Cellular component (GO): cytoplasm
Molecular function (GO): calcium-dependent cysteine-type endopeptidase activity
Source: RefSeq, a predicted model, not a curated record
GUCGAGUGCUGCGGUGGGGGUGGGGCCUGGCGAUGGAGGCGCCGGCGCUGGAGGCCCGAGGAGCAGCACUUGCCUCCCCGAGAGGGAAGGAAGAGCCUUCAGACGGCCGCAGAGCAGCUCCAGCGAGGUGCCCCAGGAGCCACCUGCGUCCCCGCCUAGCCCUCCCCUGCGGGGGCAGCCGCCACCAUGUUCUCGUGUGUGAAGGCCUACGAGGACCAGAACUACUCCGCCCUGAAGCGGGCCUGUCUGCGCCGGAAGGUGCUCUUCGAGGAUCCCAACUUCCCGGCCACCGAUGACUCGCUGUACUAUAAGGGCACCCCGGGGCCCACUGUCCGGUGGAAGCGGCCCAAGGACAUAUGUGAGGACCCCCGCCUCUUUGUGGAUGGCAUUAGCUCCCAUGACCUGCACCAGGGCCAAGUGGGCAACUGUUGGUUCGUGGCGGCCUGCUCUUCGCUCGCCUCCCGGGAGUCACUGUGGCAAAAGGUCAUCCCAGACUGGAAGGAGCAGGAGUGGGACCCCGAGAAACCCAAUGCCUAUGCAGGCAUCUUCCACUUCCACUUCUGGCGCUUUGGGGAGUGGGUGGAUGUGGUCAUUGACGACCGGCUGCCCACAGUCAACAACCAGCUCAUCUACUGCCACUCCAGCUCCCGCAACGAGUUCUGGUGUGCCCUGGUGGAGAAGGCCUACGCCAAGCUGGCAGGCUGUUACCAGGCACUGGAUGGAGGCAACACGGCAGAUGCGUUGGUGGACUUCACAGGUGGCGUUUCCGAGCCCAUCGACCUGACCGAGGGUGGCUUUGCCCACGAUGAGGCCAAGAGGAACCAGCUCUUUGAGCGUGUGUUGAAGGUGCACAGCCGGGGGGGUCUCAUCAGCGCCUCCAUCAAGGCGGUGACAGCAGCAGACAUGGAGGCCCGCCUUGCGUGUGGCCUGGUGAAGGGCCACGCGUAUGCCAUCACUGAUGUGCGCAAGGUGCGCCUGGGCCACGGCCUGCUGGCCUUCUUCAAGUCGGAGAAGCUGGACAUGAUCCGCCUGCGCAACCCCUGGGGCGAGCGGGAAUGGAACGGGCCCUGGAGUGACACCUCAGAGGAGUGGCAGAAAGUGAGCAAGAGCGAGCGGGAGAAAAUGGGUGUGACCGUGCAGGAUGACGGGGAGUUCUGGAUGACCUUCGAGGACAUGUGCCGCUACUUCACCGACAUCAUCAAGUGCCGCUUGAUCAAUACAUCUUACCUGAGCGUCCAUAAGACGUGGGAGGAGGCCCGGCUGCGGGGUGCCUGGACACGGCACGAGGACCCCCAGAAGAACCGCAGUGGAGGCUGCAUCAAUCACAAGGACACCUUCUUUCAGAAUCCACAAUACAUCUUUGAUGUCAAGAAGCCAGAAGAUGAAGUGCUGAUCUGCAUCCAGCAGCGGCCGAAACAGUCCACCCGCCGGGAUGGCAAGGGUGAAAAUCUGGCCAUUGGCUUUGACAUCUACAAGGUGGAGGAGAACCGCCAGUACCGCAUGCACAGCCUGCAGCACCGGGCCGCCAGCUCCAUCUACAUCAACUCACGCAGUGUCUUCCUACGGACGGACCAGCCCGAGGGCCGCUUUGUCAUCAUCCCCACCACCUUCGAGCCGGGCCACACUGGCGAGUUCCUGCUUCGAGUCUUCACUGAUGUGCCCUCCAACUGCCAGGAGCUACGCCUGGAUGAACCCCCUCGCACCUGCUGGAGCUCCUUAUGUGGCUAUCCCCAACAGGUGACUCAGGUGCAAGUCCAAAGGGCUACUGGUCUCAAGGACUCCUCGACAGGGGCCAACUCUUAUGUGAUCAUUAAGUGCGAGGGUGACAAAGUCCGCUCGGCUGUGUGGAAAGGUACCUCGACGCCCGAGUACAACGUGAAAGGCAUCUUCUACCGAAAGAAGCCAGGCCAGCCCAUCACAGUCCAGGUGUGGAAGCACCGGGUCCUGAAGGAUGAAUUCCUGGGCCAGGUGCACCUGAAGGCUGACCCGGACGACCUCCAGACCCUGCACACUGUCCACCUCCAGGACCGCAGCGGCCGGCAGCCCAGUGACCUGCCUGGCACCGUGACUGUGUGUGUCUUCAGCAGCACCUCCCUCACGGCUGUCUGACACCUGCCCGACCGCCUGGCCUCCACAGUGUUACCACCAUCUGCAUGUCCCCAACCUGGCCAGGGACUAGCCAGGAGCCAGGACGCUGGGGGCCUUUCCUCAGCUUUUCUACUGACUGGCUGUGUGAACUUGCGAGGCCUCUGUCCGUCUCAGGGCCUCAGUGUCCCAAGGACCCCAAAGCGUUCCCUUCUCAUGGAGGAGCCUUCCUGCCUGAGAUUUAUGAUAGCUCUCCUUGCCCCAGCUGUCACCACUGCUAAGGGACUCUAUCCGUUGAAAAUGUUUUCCCAAGCCCUGCUGUCUGCCGAUGGGGUGCCAAGAUGUCACUUGUUUACACACGAUCUGCCACAUUCCCCAACCCUACCCUUGCCCUUUUUCCCCAGGCCUGCUCCUGUGUCCCAGACCUUGUUCUCUCUGUCACCUACACCUGUUGUUCUAGCCACCUUGAAAGGACUCUUGGCUCUUGCUGGGUUCCUGCUUGGGCUGGAGUCAGAAAAAUGGGCAGGUGACAUAUGUUCAUUCUUUGAUCCUGUCUACUUGCCCAUCCAUUUAUUCAACAGAGAUUAGCUAAAUGAAUAAAUGAUGCCCAGGAGACCCCCGGUGGCGCCGGGCACCUCCCUGCCACUCUGAGACCAGCGUCUGUCCUGGGCCUCACCUCUGCUCUCAGGCCCUCUCCUAGGUGGAUGCCCAGAUGCACAGAGGGGCUAUGGCUGCCAUCUCACCCCAGGCCCUGAUUUCACUCCUAGCCUCUGGGUGAAGGCCCCUAGUGGGAUGAUGGCAGUGGGGAGGAGGAGGGACAUCUUUCUGCCUCUACUACCUUUAUGCCAGAGGAGUGUGCCUGGUUUGAUGGGCCAGAGGGUGUGGGGGGCCUGAGGACAUCUCUGGGCUCUUCCUGGGAGGAGGGCCCCUGGGAAUGGUGGUCUUAGGCCUACUGGGCUCAGGUCACUUAGUGGGCUUGGCAGGAGACAGGUAAAUCCAUCACCUGACUAGAGGCCCCACACCCAGCAUUCCCCCCAGAAUGUAGCCAAAGAGGUUAUGGCCCUCCUCUUGCUACCCAAACCAAAAUGUUCCUUUAGUCCUCAGUGUUUUAUAUUCUUUAUGUGUUAUCGAUUUUAACCAGGGGCUUUUAAAGGAAAACCGAAAGCCCGAACCCCUUUUUCCAUUUUAAACUCUAGUUCCUGUGGUCCUCUGAUUUUUUGAUUGCGCUGGGGAAGGAGGGGAAGGGCUGAGGAGAAAUCCUGCCUUCUCAGAGGAGGCCCACAGGUGGCUGAAGAAGAGGAUGUCUUCUAUUUGGAUGUAUCACCCGCCAGCACCACCCGUGCUCUUGGAGGGUGUUGCCACCAUGACCUGCUUGGGUCUCUGCUCUGCUUUCUCUGGCUCCAGACCAGGCGACAUAAAUGAAAAGCCCAGCUGGUUUGAGAGCAGGAAUUCCGGUGGCCUUGCUGGGAAUUCCUUUUGGGCACCUGAAUAUCUAGCUCCACAUCUGGCUGUUCGGUGCAGUGUCCCGGCGGGAGAUGCUGGACUCUUGACUUGCCCUCCCCACUCCGUGGCUGGCUCUGUUCUGUGUCCUGGCCUCUGGCCCCGUGAGGAGCUGGGACCGGACCAAGGAGGACAAGAGGACUCCUCCAAAAGCUGGGACUUCCCUCCAGAACCUGGGCCUGGGGCUGGCACGUGACCACGUGACCAGGAGCAAGUCACUGAAACCUCCUGUGCCUCAAUUUCCCUUCUGCAAUGUGGGGCCAAUGGUUCUUGUUUGUCAGCGCUCUUACUAAGAAGUGCCAAAUAAGGGCCAAACCACACCCUCUUUGUAUCUCCGUAUGGGUGCACACUACACACGUUCACGACUCCUGAUGGGUGGAGAGGUGUGGGCCCCUGGGGCCGACAGGUCCUGGCUCAGCCAUGCCCACCUGGGCUAGGGGCAAACCAGGACCAACUGGUGGACCCGGGCUUCAGUCUGGGGAUUGGGCAUUGCCUCCCCUCCCCCCAAAAAGGGGUUUGGCAGCCCUGCCCUUGCUUGCUGCCCUUCUGAGUGGGCCAGGCUGGCUCCUGGCUGUGCAAAGAUCCCUGGUCCCUGGGCAGGUGAGGAUGGAGUUCCAGGAUGGGACUAGAGGGUGGGGUGGGGAGAGCAAUCGCUCUGCUCCCCUGAUGCACCCUUUAGCUCAAGGGGGCCUCAGAGUCCCCAUUUGCAGCUGGGCAGGACUUCCGGUCCAUACCACUCAGAUGUGGACUCCACUCCCCUCAGGGCCUCUUGUGGGGUCAGGACUGGAGACCUGCUAUGUUCUCAGAAUAAACAUUACCACAAUCCCAGAAA